Xenopus laevis (African clawed frog) is the source of this 4102-nucleotide messenger RNA. RefSeq names its product epithelial cell transforming 2 S homeolog (gene ect2.S). The record is from RefSeq and is a predicted model, not a curated record. Gene Ontology annotation, molecular function: guanyl-nucleotide exchange factor activity; GTPase activator activity. NCBI's taxonomy places the organism in Eukaryota, Metazoa, Chordata, Amphibia, Anura, Pipidae. Gene Ontology annotation, cellular component: cell cortex; cytoplasm; nucleus. The transcript has 25 exons. Gene Ontology annotation, biological process: regulation of cytokinesis, actomyosin contractile ring assembly; mitotic cytokinesis; nervous system development. The coding region runs from base 271 to 3141 and encodes 956 amino acids.
AAAGUCUGUUAGCGAAAGCGUCUCCGCCAUCCAAUAGGGGGGAGUUCUAUCACAUGUCCUUGUGUGCGCCCAAUCAGAAGCGUCCUUGUGAUUAGGUUCGAGAUUUUGAAUCUGGUCGAUGGCUGCUUGCGCUGGAGGAGAAUGAGUUCUAUGCAGUGAGGCGGCUCUUGUCUUACGUGCCUCCAUUUAUACCUGCAUUUUCUCCAGUGAGCUCGCUAUUGCUGCUACCAGUCUUUCUUCAGUCCUGCGGACCGCGAGUAUUAAAACAACAUGAUGGGUGACAACAGCAUGCUGGCACAGACUGCAGGAAAGAGUCUCCUAGCUGACUCCUCCGUGUUUGACUCUAAAAUUACAGAGACCUCCAAAGAUAACCUGUUUGCUGGCUCUGCAGAUCUUGAUGAAGAAAUGCCACAGAUUGAAACUAGAGUGGUUUUAGUUGAAGACGCUGGAAGAAAUGAAGAGUUGAUAAAGGCCCUUGAGGAAAUCAAGGUACCCUGCAUCAAAACAGAUUCCGUUGAAGAAUUUGUAGAAGCUGACACCCCAGAGUUCGAGUCAGUGUUUGUCAUAUCAGACUUUCAGAAACCUGCGUAUCGAUUCCUUUACAAAGCUGACUGCAGAGUGCUUGGCCCCCCUAUCAUAUUAUAUUGUGCGCAGAAAGGAGAGCCUUUGCCUUUUACAUCCCGACCCCUCUACUGUGCAAAUAUGCUAAAUCUAGUAUUGUGCUUCACUGGUUUUAGAAAGAAAGAAGAAUUGGUAAAACUAGUAAACUUGGUUCACCACAUGGGAGGUACGAUAAGGAAAGACUUCAGCUCAAAGGUUACCCAUCUUAUAGCCAAUUCAACUCAUGGAGAUAAAUUUAGGGUUGCAGUUAGUCUUGGAACUCCUAUAAUGAGGGCUGACUGGAUUAUCCAAGCUUGGGAGAAAAGGAAUGAACUUGAUUUCAGUGCAACAAAUGAAGAGUUCAAAAAUCAGUUUAAGGUUUCUCCAUUCCAAGACUGCAUAUUAAGUUUUCUGGGGUUUUCCGAUGAAGACCGAGUCGGCAUGGAAGAAAUGACUGAAAUGCAAGGGGGGACAUUUUUGCCUGUUGGAGAUGAAAAAUGCACUCAUCUUGUGGUUGAGGAAAAUUCUGUAAAAGAGUUGCCAUUUGAACCUCCUAAGAAGCUGUAUGUGGUGAAGCAAGAGUGGUUUUGGGGAAGUAUCCAAAUGGAUGCCAGAGCAGGAGAAACGAUGUAUCUGUUUGAAAAGAAUGAUAGUCCAGCUCUCAAAAAAUCUGUCUCUCUGCUCUCCUUGAACACACCAAGCAGCAAUCGUAAGAAACGUCGCUUAAAAGAUACUCUUGCUCAGUUAACCAGGGAGACGGACCUCACUCCUUUUCCUCCUCGAAAACGUCCAUCAGCCGAACAUUCCCUUUCUAUUGGAUCUCUGCUAGAUAUUUCAAACACACCCGAGUCAGGGAAAUCUUUUUCAGAUACACCGAAAAUUAUAAAGCCUUCAAAAGUAUCCGCUCCUGUACCCCAGCAAUCUGCAAGGUGGCAAGUUGCUAUGGAACUGUAUCAGACUGAGAGUAAUUAUGUUGAUAUUUUAACUACAAUUGUACAGCUUUUUCAACUUCCAUUGGAGAAAGAGGGGCAGCUAGGAGGCCCAAUUCUUGCUCAAGAAGAAAUCAAAACGAUUUUUGGCAGUAUCCCAGAUAUUCUUGAUGUUCACACUAACAUAAAGGGUCACCUGGAAAAACUUAUGAUUGACUGGGCUGACAGCAAAAGUGUUGGGGAAAUUAUCCUCACCUAUUCUAAAGAUCUAGUGAAAAUCUAUCCACCUUUCGUCAACUUCUUUGAAAUGAGCAAGGAAACUAUUAUAAAGUGUGAAAAACAGAAGCCUAGAUUCCACGCUUUUCUAAAGAUCAACCAAUCGAAGCCUGAAUGUGGACGACAAACUUUAGUUGAGUUGCUCAUUAGACCCGUUCAACGGUUACCAAGCGUUGCUCUUCUUCUGAAUGAUCUUAAAAAGCACACGGCUGAUGAUAAUCCAGACAAAUUGAUGUUGGAGAAAGCAAUUGAUUCAUUAAAAGAAGUCAUGACGCACAUUAAUGAAGAUAAAAGGAAGACUGAAGGGCAGAAGCAGAUUUUCGAUGUUGUCUAUGAAGUUGAUGGAUGUCCUGCAAAUCUAUUAUCUUCCCACAGAAUGUUAGUGCAGCGUGUGGAAACAGUUGCACUUGGUGAAGAUCUUUGUGAUCGAGGAGAGCAAGUUACACUUUUCCUGUUUAAUGACUGCCUUGAGAUUGCAAGGAAGCGGCAUAAGGUUAUAGGUGCAUUCAAGAGCCCUCAUGGGCAAACCAGACCUCCUGCAUGCUUGAAACACAUAUACUUAAUGCCUCUUUCACAGAUUAAAAAAGUUCUUGACGUCAAAGAAACUGAAGAGUGCCAUAAUGCAUUUGCAUUGGUAGUGCGACCUCCAACAGAACAGACAAACCAGUUAUUUAGUUUCCAGCUGACAACAGAGGAGCUUCCUAAAGUGGAUUGGCUGAGGAUGCUGUGCCGGCAUGUAGCCAACACCAUUUGUAAAGCAGAUGCUGAAAAUCUGAUUUAUUCUACUGAUCCCGAUUCACUGGAAGUGAGCACAAAGGAUGUGGACAGUACAUUGAGUAGAGCAUCAAGGGCCAUAAAGAAAACUUCUAAGAAAGUUACAAGAGCCUUUUCGUUCACCAAAACUCCCAAGAGAGCUAUUCAGAGGGCUCUCAUGGUACAAAAUGCCGAUGGCCGAAGCCCUGGCACAAGCAGUGAAGGUUUUGCAAGCUGCCGUAUGCCAAGCACCACAUCUCUUGCAAUAUCUCGUUCCUCCUCUACCUUCAGCAUUAAUGGACCAAGCAAAAUCCCUAGUGUUCAGCGAUCCAAUUCUCUUGACGGGAGCCCUAGAUCCCGUCCUGUUCUUUGCCCAGGCUCCCCUAGCAGCCCCAUGGCUCAUUCUCUAAGAGGGACAGCCAAUCAGUCCAGCCCUCCAUUAUCUCCUUUCAUUGGGAAGUUUUGCAAAACCCUAGUUGUUCCACAAAAUAGAACAUCAGGGUGUACAGGCCAGAGUCAACAAAGCGACGAAUCUCCCUGCGUCAAGAAAUCAUUGAGCAUGAAAAGGGAGACUGCGCUCUGAACUGUAUUAUGCUGUUCCAUCUCCGUCCCUGGUAAACCUGUCAUCCUUGUUUGAGAGGAAGUACCAUACAUUUAGCCGAUCAACGACGCACCUUAUAUGAAAGUGCUGAAAUCCUUCUCUUCCUGCAACUGACACAAGCAGCUGGCUGUUAAAAGACUUAUUUCAGUUCCAGCACGGUACUUAAUAGCACUUCAUAAAAAACAAAGAUGAAGACUUUUUUUUUUUUUUUUUUUUUUUUUUGAUAUAAUAAAGCUAGACUGAAUGUGUAAUUGGCAUUGUUUUAUUGUGCUUUUCCAUUUGGUAUUCAUUUAUGUGUAAUAUAUGUACAUGUUCUGCCGUAAUCUAUUGUUAGUAAUUAUUUGUAAGCCAUAAAUAUAUAUGGAUCUUUAGAGAAAGAAGUUCAGUGAAUUCUUGAGUAGAUAAAAACAGUUCAUGUGACGGUUUGUUUUUUCUUGUUUGUUUUUUUUCUUUUUGACACUUAUUUCUUUCAAAUAACAUUCAAAAUCAAUCAAAAGCCCUUUGAGGUAUAUUUUUCAGGAUUCGUCUGUCUAAAAUGGAGAAAACCUCAUUUAAAAUUAAUUUAAAAAAUAAAACAUUUAGAAUCACUGCCAAUUUUACGUUUGCUGAAAUGUUGAUUUUACUCCUAUUUAUUUAUAGCCAGAAGAUUUGGUUUUUAAUGCAAGAAAAUUGUGGUAAUGAUGAUCAUUCUCACGCUCAUACACAUGGCUUUCUUUCCUCAUCUCCACACUACGUUUUUCUUGUAUAUUUAUUGGGAGACUGAAAGCUGUCGACAUAUCAAGGAACGCAAACUGCUUGAUUUUAAAACGGUUUGUAAAAAGGCAAAAAAAAAAAGACAACUGUAUCUUGUUUGUAAAUAAAACUUGUAAAGCCAAACUUUUCUUUUGCAUCGAGAAAUUAUUUUACUUUAAACCUUUUAAUAUUAUAAAACAUAAUAUAUCUA